Molecule: messenger RNA, 3523 nt
Organism: Triticum aestivum (bread wheat)
Lineage: Eukaryota; Viridiplantae; Streptophyta; Magnoliopsida; Poales; Poaceae
Product: disease resistance protein RPM1
Exons: 3
Coding region: 340-3093 (917 amino acids)
Biological process (GO): defense response to other organism
Molecular function (GO): ADP binding
Source: RefSeq, a predicted model, not a curated record
CUAUUUCACACUUGCAGCGACGAUGCCAAGGCCAAGCUUUGUCCUCUUCUGCUCACAAGUUGGGAGCGGAGAUAGAAGGAUACGGUUCUGCCGCCGGCGAGGGUUAGGCUCCUCGUCUCCGGCCAAGCUCCCGCCCCUCCCGCCCGAGUCCCACCCGGCGGUAAGCGAGGCGACGGUGCCUCCCUGCCCGGCGCCCCGGCCAAGUUCCCCCUUGCUCGCCGUGGCCGCCGCGAAGUAGACCCCCGGCGGCGACGACGAGUGGUCAUUCUGAUAAUAUUGAGGAAAAUGUACAACUAGGCCACCAUCCAAUAGUGGGACAUUAGCAAUUCACAGAAAGUGAUGGCGGAGAUUGUGAUUCUUCUAGCCAUCAAAAAGAUCGGAAUUGCCUUGGCAAGUGGAGCGGCAAACCAUGUCAGCGCGCAGUUUGCAAAGUGCAAGACACAGCUAUUGGAGCUACAGGGCAGUAUGAGUCGUGUUGCGAGGGAGCUUCGCGUAAUGCAUGAUGUUCUCUGUCACAUGGACAUUCGAAACCGCAACAGUCAAGUAUAUGACGGCUGGUUGGAGGAGGUACGGAAAGUAGCACAUGUGAUGGAGGACAUGGUGGACGAGUACUUGUAUCUAGUAGGACAGAAACAUGAUACAUGGUCUUGCUUUUACCUCAAAAGGGUGUUCAGAAAACGAAGUUCUCUGCUUUCUAUGAACCAGAUAGCUGUCAAGGUGAAAGAAAUAGAGAAAGACCUUACUCACCUGUCAGAGACAAAAACCCGUUGGGUUCCCAUGAUAAACAACGGGGAUAGUGGCAGCACUAAUUACAUUGUCAAGAGGUCCCAAGAUCUAGCAAAAAUUUCACGUUCCCUUGACGAAGAAGAUCUAGUGGGGGUGGAAAAAAACAGAGAAAAACUUGAGCAGUGGUUGGCAGGCGAUGAUUUUGGAUACUCUGUAAUAGCCCUGCUUGGAAUGGGAGGUCUUGGUAAAACUGCUUUAGCUGCAAAUGUGUACAAGAAGGCAAGGGAGAAAUUCCAGUGCCAGGCCUGGAUCUCCGUCUCCCAAACUUAUUCUAGAGAAGAUGUCUUGAAGAAUAUAAGCAAGGAACUUUUCAAAGAUAAUGUCAGUGUUCUAUCUAAAACUGCAGCUAUGGACAUCACAUGCCUUGAAGAGACAAUGAAGAGUUUUCUGGAGCAACAAAAAUAUCUGAUCAUAUUGGAUGAUGUUUGGACUCCAGAAACAUUUGAUGAUUUGUCUAGGGUGCUUACUAAUAAUGAUAAAGGUAGUAGAAUUAUAAUGACAACAAGGGAAGGCCAUGUUGCUGCACUUGCCUCUCCAGGACACAUCUUAACACUAGCAGCUUUACCAGAAGAUAAGGCGUGGGAUCUCUUCUGUAAAAAAGCCUUUCCAAGAAAUACUGAUCAUGAAUGUCCUGUGGAGUUGAAGCCUUUGUCCGAACAAAUAGUUAACAAAUGCAAAGGCUUGCCCCUUGUUAUUGUAUUAGUUGGUAGCCUUUUGUGUGUGUGCGAGAAAACUGUGGAAGAAUGGAGAAGAAUUAAUGAUCAAUUGAGUUGGGAGCUAAAUAACAAUUCAAGGUUUGAUCACAUAAGGAAUGUUUUGCAUCUGAGCUUCAUCUACCUUCCAACACACUUGAAAAGUUGCUUCCUGUACUGCAGCUUAUUUCCAGAAGACUAUCUUCUCAAAAGGAAACAACUUGUACGGUUAUGGAUAGCAGAGGGGUUCAUCGAGGGAAGGGGUGAAAGCACAUUAGAAGAAGUGGCAGAAGGCUAUCUGAAGGAGUUGAUUGAUAGAAACAUGCUGCAACUUGUUGAAAGGAAUAAUUUUGGUAGGAUGAAAAGAUUCAGAAUGCAUGACAUCUUACGUGAAUUGGCAGUUGACUUGUGCCAGAAGAACUGUUUUGGUACUAUAUACGAGGAUAAGUGUGGGGGUUCUCUACAGAUGGAUGGACGUCGAUUGGUAAUGCAUAGAGUGAAGAAGGAUAUUCAGCAGUCAUUUUCUAGCAUGCACCACCUUCGAACUGUCAUUACACUGGAUGGCUGCAUGCCAUCAUUCACUCUACUUCCUCUGCUAUGUAACAAAUCAAGAUAUAUGACAGUGCUAGAAUUAAGUGGUUUACCUAUCGAGAAGCUUCCAGAUGCUAUUGGUGAUCUUUUUAAUCUCCGCCAUUUGUGUUUACGUGAUACAAAAGUGAAGGUGCUCCCGAAGUCUGUUGAGAAGCUUUCAAAUUUGUUGACACUGGACCUUCAUGGAUCUGACAUACAUGAGUUGCCUAGUGGGAUCGGGAAACUGAAGAAGCUUAGGCACUUAUUUGCUGAGAAAACAAUUGACCCAGAUUGGAGAGAGAUUCAAUGUUGCAGUGGUAUGUGUAUCCCCAAAGGUCUUGGAAAUCUAACAAAUCUACAGACAUUACAAGCAUUGGAAGCACAAGAUGAGUCUGUCAGACAUUUAUGGGAGCUGACGCAACUGAGAAGUUUGAGGUUAUGGAAUGUGAAAGGAAACUACUGUGGCCGCAUCGGUGAGUCUCUAGUUCGGAUGCGCUAUUUGUCCAACCUAGAUGUGAAUGCAAGUGCUGAGAACCAGGUUCUCUUGUUGAAUGUCUGCCUGCCAAGCCUGCAAAAGCUGUAUUUGAGAGGACGACUAGCGGAAGGGGCUUUUGAGGAAUCACCUCUCUUCCAAGCUAUUGGGGGGCAGAACUUGCAUGUCUUGAAUCUAUCUUUAUCACAAUUGAGAGAAGACCCCCUGCCAUCCCUUUCUCGGUUGCCAAAUUUGACGCGUCUACAAUUCACUAGAGCAUACAACGGAGAGCAGCUGACAUUUUGCACAGGGUGGUUUCCCAAGCUAAAGAUUCUCGUUCUAAGAGACAUGCCUAAUCUGAAUCGUCUAGAGAUACAUCAAGGUGCCAUGGCGAGCCUGGAAAGAUUAGUCUUAGCCAACCUCAGUGGUAUGAUGGAGGUGCCACCUGGCAUUGAGUUUCUCAUGCCCCUCCAGCGUCUGGUCUUCCAGGAAAUCACCAAUGACUUCUUGACAUUGUUGCGUGAGUGUUCUGCAAUUCGAGGGGCCCAUGCGGUGUAUUCUCUCCGAUAUUGACAUGCCCAGACUGGUUUGGAAAUGUGUAUGUACAUAAGUCACCGGCGGAAACAAAGAUGCUUCGCUAUGAAGUUCAUUAUAGUAGAUCAAGGAAAAAGGAGUAUCCGAUUCCAGUGUUAGUGUACGCUCGUGCUGCUGCUGAUUGUGCAUACUUUCCGGGUUUCCUCUGCUUUUAUUCAAGACGCACCAUUUGUUGCUUGUUCCACCUCCGCCACUGUUCGUGCCAUGGUGUGCUUUUCCUUGUCAAGUGUGACAAUCUUUCGUAUUGGUUUGUUCUGGUUGUGGCUAAAGGCGAGUGUUGUUUUCAUAUUCAGACUAAUUUUUACAUUACCUGUUUGCACUGUAUACUGCUAUUUCGUGUGCAUUCUUGUUGUGAACAUAUUCCAGCUGUGUCUGUUAAAUAAAUAGAAGACUUAGUUUGCGAUUCUUA